AGUGGGAUUAAUUACCGGGUAUAUCUGAUUUGUGUCCCUUGGAUAGUCUCCAUAUACUUCAGACAUUUUUGUAACAAAUUACUUACUGAAGUUUAUUUGAUUUUCAGCUGUUCCUUGAUGAUUCAAAGAUGAAAAAUUUCACCUCAUGUUUUAAAGAAAAGAAAUUUUUGGACUUCUUUUUCAAGAGACUGCGUUUGAAUGAGACCGGAAGAUAUAUGGAAGAUUUCCCAUUUUUGUCUCCCUGUGGCCGGGAGAGGAAUUUUAUUCGAUGUGAUGAUAGACCUAUAGUUUAUGUGCAUUUGGCAGACAACCAAGAUAAAGGUACUUGCGAUAUUUUAUCUUACGGUUAUCCUGGAAGUCCAACUUUGAACGUUCCUUUCCAGCCGGAAAAGAUAUGUAUGUUACCAGAAACUGGCCGUAUAUACCAUCCAGCGGAUCCGGAGGUUGGUGGCGUAGGUUUAAUUAAAUCAAGUAUAGCUAUCGCAAUAAGUAAAUACUUUGAAUUCGGUAAUGGUGAAGAAAAUGCACCAACACAUUUUACAUGGAAUGGAGAGAAAUAUACGUUAAGUAACGACUUGUUGUCUGUGAUAAAUUUAGAUCCUGCUGAAGCUUGGACAGCUCUACAUGAAGAAAGGAAACCAUAACAGUUUUAGCAACUAGUAAAAAGUGCCAAGACAAGUAAAUGUGUAACAAGUUCAUUAUCGGUGGUACUCAGAGAUUUAUUAAAUGUUAAUUGGCAGUUUUAAUACAUGUUAGUGAAUUUGUAAGUUAUAGGUGAAAAAAUCAAAUUAUUAUAUGAGUUAUUGUUUAAAAAUAAAUCUGUUACUUAAAAAGUGUUCUCUGAAUUGAUUCGAUAUGUUGCUGUUUAGAAACAUGAAGGUAAAAUAUGUGUGAAAUAUCUUUGAAAAAUGUUCAUAUCAUAUUCCUAUAAUGCUGAAAACUUUGUAUUGAGUGCAGUUGGAAAACUACCAUCACUUUAAAAGAGUUAAAUUAAAUACUAUAUAUUA
This is a messenger RNA of Mercenaria mercenaria, 1007 nucleotides long. RefSeq names its product UPF0598 protein CG30010-like. The record is from RefSeq and is a predicted model, not a curated record. Lineage: Eukaryota; Metazoa; Mollusca; Bivalvia; Venerida; Veneridae. The transcript is spliced from 2 exons. Bases 129 to 644 code for a protein of 171 amino acids.